Molecule: messenger RNA, 7758 nt
Organism: Coregonus sp. 'balchen'
Lineage: Eukaryota; Metazoa; Chordata; Actinopteri; Salmoniformes; Salmonidae
Source: the annotation of a GenBank genome assembly
UGGUCGUGUAUCGGCUGAUUUUUGGUCAUAUUUUCAUACUUAUCUGCACGAAAAUGCCAAGGUCCAAGAAGAGGAGUUCUAGGGGUAAGCAAGUCGCUACAGACCGGUUGUUUUGGCCUACUCUCGUCGUUUGAGUUUUAUGCGUUGUAGGAGUUGUAGUUCUAUGCAUUCUUACAGCGUGUUGAGAUCAUAGACAAGUAAUGUCUGAGAGGACUACAAAACAGUGUGGCAUCAUUAAAUAUGUUUAUCGUUGACAUCAGGCCAAGAUCUUUCAGACAAAGAACUCUCGCUAUCUGACAAAGAACUCUCAAUAUCAUAUUGUUUGCCGACAUUAUUGUAUGAGUAUUGUGAUUUAUAGAAAUGACAUCCGACACAGUAUUUUUAAAUUGACGUUUGAAACGAAUUUGUUACCUAGCAACUAACGUCAGCUGGCCAGUGUUGCUCAUAUUUGUUAGUUUUUAGCGAGUUCACUUUGGCUCCCUUCCUGUAAAAGGAUGGGUGUUUGAGUACACGAAGUUUAGUUGGAAGGACGCCACAACAUUUGAGUGAGGUCGACAGCCGAUGAAGUCAAAUACUGGGCGGAUUCGAUUAUGCUGAGCCGCGGGGAAUCGGUCUAUGGCCAGUGACGUCAACGGGCAAAAACGGUGAGGGAGAAGCGCCUAUCUAAAAUGGAACAGUUAUCUGCGCCGCUCGGUCAUGUUGUGCAUCGGGCAGCAUGGUGCAUCGUCCAGAAACGUACAACAUCGCUUUUCCAUAAAAUACGUUUGAAUUUUUUAACUGGUUUUCAUUGGGCAGGCAGACAUUGCGUUUUUAACAAAAGAAAACACGUUUGCAUGUGAGAACACCGAAUCCUACUCAUUACUGCACUUGCUUGAUUACGUAACUUUAGUUUUGAGCCGUCUUCGCCGUGGAGUUUGAACGGGACACCUGGCUCACGCCCGGGAGGCAGCCCGGUUCCAAAACUAAUGCAAUCAACGUUCACCCGGUGUAAAACACGCCUGACCGGGACAGAUUAAUCGAAUCCCCUCAUGGUUAUAUAACACGCUGGACUAGCUACCUAGAUAGCCAUGCUAGCUAGCUAACCAGUUAUUCACAUUACAGCAAGCUAGCUACAUAACUUGCACACGUUAUAGUGCCAGCUAUGCUAUAAAGCAGGAUCGUGGUAGGCGACUAGCUACUUGGGUGGCGUCUGCCGCUUUUUCAGAAUCAGUUGUUCAGUGCUGUGGUCUGAGAAGGAAGCAAUGGAUUGCCACGUGAACAUGGUCACAUUUACACACUGCAGAGCAGACAGUGUGGCCCUCCCUCUCAGAUAAGACUGUUCCUAUCAUAAUAAGCUGCACCAGCUGGGUUUAGAUGCUGUCACUGCCUGGCCAGCUACCUACCCAAGGAGCUGUGCUGUUUGCACAGUCGGCAGAAGACUAGGGAGCCAUUGACGGAAGGGAGAGAAGAUCAAGUGCAUGUCCCAUAAUAGUAGCUAUCUGGCUUUUUGUUCUGUCAAACACAAGCACAUGUCAAAUAAUUGCAUUUAACGUUCUGCAGUGUGCUUGCAUGGAAGUGUACUAGUUAAACCCCCAGAGUAAAAUGCACAUAUUGUACCAUUACUUAAUGUAUGAUUUUUUUUGGUGGGGAUAUCAUGUAAUUGUGUUUCAGGGGGGCAGCAUGGAGCUGUGCAACCUUUCAGCGAUGAGGAUGCCUCCAUCGAGACCCUCAGCCACUGCAGCAGCUUCAGUGACGCCAUGAGUGUGGCAGACGAAGGUGUGUGAUUGUGUGUGUACACAUGCUUGCCUGUGUGUCCCAGUCAUAAAGCAACAAAGGGCAAGUCAACAAAAAUAAGUAAAGUACUGUAACAAUUCAGUUGUGAUAAAUACCAUACAGCCUUUUACGUUAUGCUUUUGUCUUAAAUGGUUCAAAGAAUACGAUCUACAAAUGGAAUAGCCUAGUACAAGUCUGUAUUUCUCAUGGUGUAUUGUAUUCGUCUUCCUAUGUGUAGGGGGGGAGGCAGGCGAGGAGGCAGCCCAGGAGGAUUUCCAGUACAAGCUGAAGGUUUUCAUUGACAGCACCGUGGAUAAGAGGCAAGUCUAAACCACUGUGGGGAAACUGAUCUACCUGCUAUUUCUCUGUUAGCUGUAUUGCUUUCAGAAGACAUGGAACCAGAUCACAUCAUAGGCCUAGAACUGGGUCGAUGGAACCUGAGAUGUUAAAUCUGUUAUAUAACGAACACAAUGCAACAAGACGUCAUCCUUUCCGUUCACAGAUCGCUGCUGAUAAUUGAAUUGAAUCGUGAAGCUGUUACAUAAGCUACUGCAGACACUAGGCCUAAAUCUUUAUUGUUAUCUUACCUCGUUGACAGUGCCAAGACCAGACAAGGAGCCCUGGAUGGGCUGAAGGCUGCCAUGGCAACCAGGAUCCUGUACGAGUUUAUUUCGGACAGGAGGAUGACCAUCACCGACAGCAUUGAGCGCUGUCUCAAGAAAGGUGAGCUACUACCACUACUACAGGCUUUGUCUUUCACCAAUUCAUGCUUCAUAUUCACCGAAUACCAAUACAGACCCACAUUGUAUUAUUUAUGUGUUUGAAUCUAGAGUUCUGGUUCAGCAGUUACUGUAAUCCCUCUCUCAAAGCUACUGAGGAUGGUAGGAGUGGCUAUAGAGUCAGCUAUCUGUCAUGUCUUUAAUCUGAGCCUAGAGGAAAGUCUUUGUCCUCAGGUCUGGAGAGAAGCCAAAGUCAGUACGCUACCCAAGAGUGGUAAAGCAGACCUAUCAGCUUGCUGCCAGCGCUUAGCAAACUGUUGAAAAUAAAUUGUUUGACCAAAUACAAUGCUACUUCUCUGUAAACAAAUUAACAAGACUAUCAGCCUGCUUAUAGAGAAGGGCAUUCAACAUGUACUGCACUGACACAAAUGACUGAUUGGUUGAAAUAAAUGUAUAUUAAGAAGAUUGUGGGAGCUGUACUGUUAGAUUUCAGUGCAGCCUUUGAUGUUAUUGACCAUAACCUGUUGAGAACUUGUGUAAUUGCUUUUCAGCCUCUGCCAUAUCGUCGCUUGAGAGCUAUCCAUCUAAUAGAACUGAGGGUUUUCUUUAAUGGAAGCGUCUCUAAUGUCCAACAUGUCAAGUGUGGUGUACCGCAGGGCAGCUCUCAAGGCCCUCCACUCUUUUCUAUUUUUACCAAUGACCUGCCACUGGCUUUAAACAAAGCAUGUGUCCAUUUGUGCUGAUGAUUCAACCAUAUACGCAUCAGCAACCACAGCUAAUGAAGUCACUGAAACCCUUAACAAAGAAUUGCAGUCUGUUUUGGAAUGGGUGGCCAGUAAUAAACUGGUCCUGAACAUCUCUAAAACUGAGCAUUAUAUUUGGUACAAAUCAUUCCCUAAGUUCUAGACCUCAGCUGAAUCUGGUAAUGAAUGGUGUGGCUGUUGAACAAGUUGAGGAGACUAAAUUACUUGGCGUUACCUUAGAUUGUAAACUGUCAUGGUCAAAACGUAUAGAUUCAAUGGUUGUAAAGAUGGGGAGAGGUAUGUCUGUAAUAAAGAGAUGCUCUGCUUUUUAGACACCACACUCCACAAAGCAAGUCCUGCAGGCUGUAGUUUUAUCUUAUCUUGAUUAUUGUCCAUUCAUGUGGUCAAGUGCUGCAAAGAAAGACCUAGUUAAGCUGCAGCUGGUCCAGAACCGGGCAUCACGUCUUGCUCUUCAUUGUAAUCAGAGGGCUAAAAUUAAUACUAUGCAUGCCAGUCUCUCUUGGCUACGAGUUGAGGAAAGACUGACUGCGUCACUUGUUUUUAUAAGAAACAUUCAUGUUGGAACUCCCUUCCAUCUUAUAUAGCGCAAGUCAACAGCAAACCUGGUUUAAAAAAAAAAAAAAUAACACAAUGCCUCUCCCCCAUGUGACCUACUUGUUGUGUGUAUGUACUGGCGUAUGUGUAACUGAUAGAUGCGCACACACGCUACAUGUUAAUGUGUGUAAAUUGUAAAGUAUUUUGUCUGUAAUGUAUUUUUUGUUAUACGUCAGACCCCAGAAAGACUAGCUGUUGCUAAUGGGCAUCCUAAUAAAUCAAAUCCCUCUAUCUCAGGUAAAGGACAGGAGCAGCGUGCGGCAGCCUCCCUGGCCUGUCUGCUGUGUAUUCAGCUGGGCUCAGGCAUCGAGAGCGAGGAGGUGUUCAAGACUCUCAAACCCAUCUUCAAGAACAUUCUUCUGGAUGGAACAGCCAACAUCCAAGCCAGACAAGCUGUGAGUAUCUGCCUGGACCCUGUCAUUAAAAUAAGGUUGGUUUGCUAUAAAUUGCCUUUUAUUGUUGUACUGAAAGCCUUUGUUAUUUCGUUAUAGUGUGCAACAAGUUUGGGCCUGUGCACUCUCGUGGUGGAAGAUGACAUCCUGGUAUGUGGCUAUGUUUGAUGUUCCAAUGUGAUGUUAUCUCUAUGCUUGAGUGUAUGUGGAAAUACUUUUGUCUUUUGUGCUGCUGAAGCAUUUGGCAUUCUGUGUAACAUUUAUUCUGUUCAGCAUUUGGAACAAGCUACGAAACCAAGACUACUCUCCAAAUGACUGCAUAGUCCAAUCUCACACCCUGGUUUAACAUAAAAGAUUAACCCCUUUCUCUCUGUUGGGUCUCCAGGAUGUGUAUGCCACCAUGGAGAGCUUUGAGAUUUUGUUCAUGCGUUCUUAUGUGAAGGAGGAUGGGAGUCGCCCCUCUCUCAACCCCCAGACCACCCUGCUCCACACCAAUGCCCUCCUCUCCUGGGCCCUGCUACUCACAAUCUGCACAGCCAGCCAGGUCAAAGCAGUCACACAUAAGUAUGUACUUAACGCGAACCUCUAAGUCUCUCUGGGACACAACUUUCAGUCCGUUUCAGCCUAUAGGUCCUUGGCUGCAUCUGAUCAAAACAAUAUGGUGAAUGUGCGUGCCUGAGAUGUCCUUACCUCUCCAGUUGUCGUACCAGUGUAAUGAAGGAAAUAUCAUGGUGACGGGAAGCCUUAAAUUGAAAGUCUACUUGUUUUUGUCUUUCAGGCACCUGCCCAAACUACCCCGGUUGUUGGAGAACGAUGACGUCAACAUGAGGAUAGCAGCGGGAGAGACCAUCGCUCUGCUGUUUGAGCUGGCUAGGGACAAGGACCCUGUAAGUGCUCACCUGUUCUUUGGUCUAUGUUUCAAUUCAGGAGAUUCAUUGAGAUUUCAUUUAGAAAGUGCUGUUCAAAGCUCGCAUUGGAUUUUCAAUCCCCUUGUACUAGGGAUGGGGGGUUGAAAUCUUCCUAUUCGAAUAGUAUCAUGAAUUUGUCAGAUAGCUGGACAUUCGAAAGAAUGUGUAUUUUUUUAAUGUACGUUUUUAACCUGAGCAUUGCUGCAGCUGCAGAGGUGCCGGUUAUAUAGGAGCGAGCAGACGGCGGCAGAGAGAGGGAAGCUACAGCCAAGACUAGCUAACUUGUAGCAGCCACAAUGUUAUUUAUCCCAUAUAACCGAGCCUGUUUUGUCUGGAGUAGCCUUGAAAAGCUAGCUAGCUAGGCUAAUUGAGGACACAUUUUGCGAUUUCUCCCCAACACCCAUUCAGAUGAAAUGGCCUACCUGUUAGUUGCUCGUUGUAGCCUAUUCCUUCUCAUUUCGGUAACUUUUUUUAAAUUCUGUAAAUUUAUUUAAUCUUUCAUUGCAUUAGUGAACUCUCACUACAUAUGCUAAACAUUGACACUCUUUGCUUGGCUAACAUAAACAACAAGCUACACAUGAAGGCCACAGUUAUUUUUAAAUAUUUGUUUUAUGGGGAGCACUGUUUUAUAAAAUGUAUAAUUUGUAAUGUCAUGCAUGGUAUAUCCUUGUAUGUAACAUGGAUAUUUCAAUUUAGAAAAAGCCUUUUCAGUUAAAAUAUGAGUAUAGUUUUUGCUCAAAAAUGAAUACUAACAUCUGUUUUGGAUUUUCGUAUAGCCGUACACAUCCCCAUCCUGUACUGAACUAAAAUUGAAUUUGACAGAAAUACAGUGCCAGCAUAGCAUGUUAAUCUGUAAACACUUCUUUAGUGAUGACUGACCAGUGCUCUGUUGUGAUGUUCUCAGGAGUUUGAGUAUGAUGACUGGGAGCCCCUGUGUGACAAGCUGAACUCUCUGGCCACCGACUGCAACAAACACCGUGCCAAGACUGACAAGAGGAAGCAGAGGUCGGUGUUCAGGGACGUGCUCAAGGCUGUGGAGGUGAGUGGGCAGAUUAUACAAUAGUAGAUGAGCACUGUCUGGGGAAUAGAAUUUAAAUGUAAUGUGAUGACUCAUUGCCGAUUCAUGGCGUGAGUUCUGUGCGCUUGUGUCGUCAGCUGGUUGCCAUUGCCAACCUAAUCUACCCCUCUAGUUAUCAAUGUUUACCCAUUUGUUUGUCUUGUGAGAAUCUAGAACAGUGUAGCCUUGCCUCAGCUGACCUGUGUGUGUGUUAGGAAGGGGACUUUCAGAUUGAGACAAUCCGCUUCAGCACUGAGCGUAUGACCAUCGACAGCUGGGUGAGGAAGAGGACUUACGACGCCUUCAGGGAGUUUGUGGGCUCUGGCAUGAACUACCACCUACAGGCUAAUGAGUUUAUCCGUGAUGUGUUUGAACUGGGACCACCCAUGCUGGUUGACGCGGCCACACUAAAGUCCAUGAAAAUCUCCCGCUUCGAAAGGGUAAGUAACCUUACUAGACUGCAUACUUUUCUUUCUUUGAUGGCUAAUUUAACUUUGAUGGCUAAUUUAACUAUUUUCAUUUAUCUGACUUUAUCUCCAGCCUUUAUAUUUAGCCUCGCAAUUAAGUGUUUUACCAUUUUAUUUUCAGGACAACCAGGUCUACAAGUACAUCACAAAACAAUUUGACAUAAACAGUUGCAUUCUGUCAAUUUUGUAGCUCAAACCAUUUGGACUCUACAGAUGUUUUUGUAAAAAGACCCAGCCCCUUCGGGAUCCGCCCAUGUCUCUAACACCGCUCUAGCGCACCCCACACACACCAAUGAAUGCUGAAGAAAUAGAUGAAUCCAAUGGUACAACCCAGCAGUCUAUAGCUGAAACGCACAAUAUUGAAAAGUGGCUAGAAGUCCAAAUCACACCUCCGUUGUGGUUGGACUCAUUGGGUUAAUUAUUUAUGUAUUUACAUUUCAAAUGUGUAAUUGGCGUGACAUUCACAUGGAUAUACUUCCAACGCAAAAAAUAACCUGUAUUUUAUUGUGUUAACACUGCGGUCUUCUUUUCCAGCAUCUCUACAACGCAGCUGCAUUCAAGGCUCGGACAAAGGCCAGGAACAAGUUCAGAGACAAGAGGAUUGACGUUGGGGAGUUUUGAUGUGAUUUAAUGGUCCAACCUGCUCUUUUAUAAACCAUCAAUUUAACCAUCUUGAAUAUCACGGUUGUUACUAUCCUUCAUUUAUCCAACAAGUGGUUGGUAUUUGUAAAUAUUAUUAUUUAUUUUGUCAUUUAGCAGAUGCUCUUAUCCAGAUAAUAAAAUGUCUCAAGUGAUGCCCUAUUCCCCAUAUAGGCUUGCCAGUGCACAAAUUUUAGCCAGUGUGUGUAUGUAGGGAAUAAAGUGUCAUGUGAGAUGCAGACUUUGUUGCUCUGUUUUAAUGUUUGUGUUCAUUAAUAUUGAGAUAUAUUAUUUGAAAAUGCACUAAUUGGAUAACACUUCCAAUGGACUUUCCCCACUGAAUCCUGGUGUAUUUUGUUAUAUACAGAGUAUACCAAACAUUAGGAACUCCUUCCUAAUAUGGAGUCACCCCCCAUUUCCCUCAGAACAGCCUCAAUUCGUUGGGGGUUUCAAGUGUUCCACAGGG